This is a messenger RNA of Entrophospora sp. SA101, 2097 nucleotides long. The record is from the annotation of a GenBank genome assembly. Lineage: Eukaryota; Fungi; Glomeromycota; Glomeromycetes; Entrophosporales; Entrophosporaceae.
AUGGAUGUCCAUUCUUUCGAAAGAGUAAAAGAAAAAUGGGAUGUUAUUUUUAAAGAUCCACUACUUUCAUUAACAAGUCUUCGUGAAAAAGCAAUCAAAGGAAAUGUUUGUUCACAAAGUUUAAGAUCCGUUUGCUGGAAAUUAUAUUUAUCUUAUUUACCUAGUCCAGACAUAUCUACUUGGACUCUAACUCUUCAUAAGGAACGACAGCAUUAUGCAGAUCUUCGUCAAAAAUAUAUUACCAAUCCGAACACAGAGUCUGAUAAUGAUAUUAUGGAUGAUUUAACUGUUAACAAUCCUUUAUCUUUAGACCAAGCUAAUCCUUGGCAAGAAUAUUUUAAAGAUACUGAAUUAAGAAAAAUUAUAAAACAAGAUGUUGAAAGAACAUUCCCUGAUAAUGAAUAUUUUCGUACUCCAGAAACUCAAAGCCGUCUUCUUGAUAUACUUUUUAUUUAUUGUAAAAUGAACACUGAUGUUUCAUAUCGUCAAGGAAUGCAUGAACUCUUAGCUCCUAUUUUAUGGGUAGUUGAUCAUGAAAGUAUAUCUGGUGCAGACGGAUUUGCAAUGGAGAACAGUGAAGACUCGAUCAUUAAACAGACAUUGAAUUCUGAUUAUGUGGAACAUGACAGUUUUGUAUUGUUCUCUGCUCUUAUGAAAGCUGCUAAAUUAUAUUAUGAAUAUAAUGAUGAAAUAUUUAAUCAUAAUGCGAGGUUGAUUAAAGAAGCUCAAAAUGAAGUUGCUAAGCUUACACCUGUUGUGGUUAAAUGUAAUAAAAUAUUUAACGAAUAUCUUAAAACGUUUGAUUUUGAAUUAUACGAACAUUUGUCAAAUUUGGAAAUAGAACCUCAACUUUAUGGAAUACGAUGGAUAAGGCUUCUUUUUGGUCGCGAAUUUCCAUUGAAUAAAGUUCUUAUUUUAUGGGAUGGAAUGUUUGCUGAAGAUCCUACAUUAAGAAUUGUAGACUUUGUCUGUAUAGCUAUGAUAUUACAUAUUCGUGAUGAACUGUUAGAAUCAGAUUUUACAGGAUGUUUGAGUAUGUUGAUGACAUAUCCACCAAUAGAUGAUGUACAAUUAUUAGUGCCUCAAGCAAUUCAUCUUCGUGAUCAUUUAUCACCUGAAGGUGGUGCUUACAUCAUUUCAGAGAAUGCAUUAAGAGUUGGUAAGCCUUUACCAGCACCAUAUCAAGUAUAUGAACAUAGUCGAAGUGAAAGUAUUGUUCCAGAUGGAUUUGUUCAUGUUACUAAAAAUGUUUUGGAAAGCCGUAGUGCUGCUGUUUUGAAUAAAGCUAUUUUAACUGCUGUAGGUGAAGUAAAGAAAAAUGUUUUACGUCGUUCUGAUAUACAACAAAAUUAUGAUGGUAGAAAACAAACACAUUCGGAACUAUCAAAAUUACGUGAACAGAAUCAUAAUUUUAGUAUAGUGGUUAAUCAAAACCGAUUAAAAUAUAUGAGAGAUGUGUUGAAUGGAACUUUAAAAGAUUCCAGUCAAAACUUUGAUGUAAAUUAUAAUCAUAAUGGACCGGAAGAUCAUGAUCAUUGGGAAGUGGUUGAUGAUGGUGUUAGUGUGGUUAGUGUUGCUGGAACUGAAGACGAAACUGCAUUUGUUAGCAAAGAAUCUAAAUUUGUUCCUAGCAGUAGUAAUAGUAGCACUGUUAAUUCAAAUGUUGGCAGUAAAUCAAUGAUUAAUAAUAAUCAUAUUCAAACAAAAAGAUUACCAUCACCACCAUUGCCGCCAUUGCCGCCACCGUUAUCCAAUUCAAUUCAACAAAAACAAUCACCUGCAUCAGUUGUUAUUCCAAAAUCACGACUUAAACUAGAAGAUAUCCUAAAUGAUGUAGAUAAUGAUUCUCCAACCGGAUUCUCAAAAUCUUCCAUUGCAUCAAAUUCCAAAUACAGCUGGAUGAUUGAAGGUUGCAUUGAUGAAGAUGAUAAUUCUUUGUUUAACCCAAAAAGAUCUAUUGACCCGUUAGGGGCAACAACACCUAACUCAUCAAAAGUUGAUGUCCAUGAAACAAGUGAAGCAAUAAACAACGCAAGAAAAUCUAAUUAUACUGCAUCUCCUGCCGCUCCUGUAGAUGAUCCUUUGGGAUUACCAUAA